AUGGCAGCCCAAUAUCGCGACAUCAAAACUGUUGACUCAGAAUCCUAUUCUUAUAUUUUCGAACAGAAUGUAUCGGUGCCCUUGGGCAACGGUGGCGUCAUUCGCUGCAACAUUUACAAGCCUAAAGCAGCUUCAGCGGACAUGAGAUGCCCCGUAAUUAUGACUUACGGCCCGUACGGCAAAGAUGUCCCUUACAAAGAUUUCAACCCAAAAAGCUUUUCUGAAAUACACCCGACCCAUCAAACAGACCACUCUGCAUGGGAAACUCCAACACCUCAAUUUUGGACUAGUCACGGGUAUAUCGUCAUUCGGGCAGACGAGAUCGGCAUUGGCCAGUCUCCCGGUCUGUUGAACGUGACAUCCGCAGAUUCGAUUGACGGGUUCCGUGACCUCAUCGAGUGGGCUGCCGAGCAACACUGGUCUUCGGGCAAGGUAGGCCUGCUCGGUGUUAGCUACUAUGCUGCUGCACAGUGGCAUGUGGCGAGCCUACGACCUAAAGGUCUUGCAGCUAUCGUGCCAUGGGAGGGAUUCUCGGACUUGUACAGAGAAUCGUUGCGACAUGGUGGCAUCCUGUCAAACAAAUUCCUUGCCUUGUGGUAUUCCCGUCAGGUUGCUCCGAACCAGUAUGGAUUACCCGGACGAAAAGCGCGCAACUGGGGUCCGGACACGGUUGAAGGUGAUCUAACCCCGGAGGAGCUGGAUGCCAAUCGACACAAGGGUAUGUACCACGAGCAGCGAUUCCGAGAUGACAAAGGCAUAGCUUCCGUCAAUUUUAAUAUUGAGGAUGUCACGGUCCCCUUGUUGAGCGUCGCUAAUCUAGGCGGGAGCUCGCUUCAUUUGCGAGGAAACUUGCUUGGGUAUCUUUGGGCAGGCUCCAGCUUUAAAUAUCUUCGAUUCAUCGUGGGACGUCACGAUUUGCCAUUCUAUUAUCCCGAAGAAGUCCAAGUUCAAAAGAGCUUUCUUGAUGCUUGGCUUAAAGGCGAUGAUCGCGAAGGGUGGACCAAAAAGGGGGCUAUGCCACCAGUUGAUCUUGUUCUUCGCAAGGGUAAUGUUGGAUACAACGAUCCGCACGCUGAGAAAGGGUUUCUUCGUCGACAAGAGAACGAAUGGCCAAUUGCUCGGACUCAAUAUACCCAAUUUCAUCUAACGCCAGAAAAUACACUUCAACAGGACCAACCGAAAGCACAGCUCCCGAGUAAGAAGACUUACAACGCUCUCGGUAAAGGAGAACCAGCAGACAUCUUGAGAUUUACGUCGGCACCCUUUGAGUCAGAGACCGAAAUCACUGGUCAUAUUGUGGCCCACCUGAAUGUCUCUUCUAGCAGAGAUCCUUGGGGAAGUUCACCAUCUGAUUUGGAUUUAUUCCUCUCCUUGCGCCUGCUGUCACCUUCAGGCGACGAGAUCUCUUACACUGGCUCUCUUGGGGAGCCUGUUCCUUUGACCAAGGGCUGGCUACGAGUUUCCCUCAGGAAAGUCAACCCACAGCAUCCCCGUCAUCGCUCCUGGCUGCCAUACCGAGAAUAUUGCUCUACCGAUGUUCAGCCUGUUAUUCCUAACGAGGUUUAUCCCGUUGACGUGGAGAUUUGGCCGACGAAUGUGGUCAUUGAACCUGGGUGUCGAUUGGUUUUGGAGGUGAGCUCUGGAGACACUCAAGGUGUUGGACUUUGGUGCCACGACGACCCUAUUGACCGGUCGGAAGAUGUCUUCAAAGGCCAAAACCAUCUUCACUUCGGCAACGAUUAUGUCAAUUAUGUCGAGUUGCCUGUUAUCCCUGCCAACUAG
Molecule: messenger RNA, 1782 nt
Organism: Fusarium odoratissimum NRRL 54006
Lineage: Eukaryota; Fungi; Ascomycota; Sordariomycetes; Hypocreales; Nectriaceae
Exons: 3
Coding region: 1-1782 (593 amino acids)
Molecular function (GO): dipeptidyl-peptidase activity
Source: RefSeq, a predicted model, not a curated record